CGCCUACCGGCUCAACUACAUGGACCACCUUUACCACCAGCUCCAGGCCUCCACGCACAGUCCCAACGCCUCGUUACACGGACUGGGUGGUUUGGGGCCCGAGUACCUUCUGCACGCGGCAGGACCAGCGAGCACCCUCGCCUCUUCGGAAUUCCCCUUCUCCAUCGACGUGUCAGCAUCGUCGAGGCUAGGAAGUCCAAGGGCGUCCGCCAUCAGAGCAAGCCGGAAACGAGCACUGAGCAGUUCCCCGUACUCGGACCGUUUCGACAUCGACAGCAUGAUCCGAUUCAGCCCGAACAGCCUGGCCUCCAUCGUGAACGGAUCCCGGAGCAGCAGCGCGAGCGGCAGUUACGGUCACCUCUCUGCCGCAAUGAGCCCAGCGCUGGGAAUGCACCCAGGAAUGGCGCCACACUUGCAGCAGCUUCAAGCGCAUCUGUUGAGGAGCGCAGCUGCCGCAGCGCUCCUACCCCAUGCUCACCCCUUGCAACCCCCAGCGCCACCUCCACCACCGCCUCAUCCACACCCCCAUGCCCAUGGAUUAUCGCCACACUCGCAAUUGUACCCCGGCGUGCCACCCCAUUCCACGGCCUCGGCAACCCUUGGACCACACGGUGGAGGAUUGCCGCCGAAAACCGAGAGCGCGGAGUCGUGCAGAAAAGCGUCGGAAUCGUCGACCAGGUCGGUGACGGCCGAGGCGGACACGUCUUCGAGAAGAGCAUCCACCAAGGUGAAGAGGGAACCAGCCACGACCACCACCAAUGCUACGACAACCACCGCGCCACCUACCCACCCCCAGGGACUCAGUCCCAGCGAGGACCUCAGGGACGAACCGGGUGAUUUCAUCGAAACCAAUUGCCACUGGAGGGACUGUGGCCUCGAGUUUCCGACCCAGGAUGAUCUCGUGAAACACAUCAACAACGAUCACAUACACGCGAACAAGAAAAGCUUCGUCUGCGGCUGGGAGGAGUGCUCGAGGGAGGAAAAACCGUUCAAGGCUCAGUACAUGUUGGUGGUGCACAUGAGAAGGCACACUGGCGAGAAACCGCACAAGUGUACCUUCGAGGGCUGUUUCAAGGCGUACUCGCGUCUGGAGAACCUGAAGACGCAUCUCAGGUCACACACUGGAGAAAAACCGUACACUUGCGAAUACCCUGGGUGCAGCAAGGCGUUCAGCAACGCCAGUGACCGCGCGAAACACCAAAAUAGGACUCAUUCCAACGAGAAACCGUACGUCUGCAAGGCGCCAGGCUGCACGAAGAGGUACACGGACCCUUCGUCUCUGAGGAAACACGUGAAAACCGUGCACGGUGCAGAGUUUUAUGCCAACAAGAAGCAUAAAGGAGGCGGUGGAGAUGGCGGAGGAAGCGACGAAGCUGGCGCAGGAGGCCAUAGUCCCAGCAGAAGCGAGGAUCUUCAUCCAAAGACGCCUAGCUUGUCGAGUCCCAGCGUGAAGUCUGAAAGCGAAGCGAACAGUCCGCCUAGCAUGAUGCAGCAGCAAGGUAGUCCUCUGGUUGGUGGCUGCAACGACGAAGUUGCCGGGGUCAGUGCGUUGACUGGCGAUGGCGUGGCCCUGGCCGAGGAACCUUGGAACGAGGAACCCGAUGACCUGGACAUCGCUGAUCUGCCAGUUGCUCUACGUGCCAUGGUGGGUGGAAUGGAGUCGCAGCAACAGCAACAACCUCCGCCGCCCUCUUCGAGAAAUCGUCUGAAAGGCAGAUUGAACGCUAAGGGCAUGCCAAACUUGCCUGUCAGCGUGUCCGGUAUGAGAGGGACACGUGGCAUGGGUCCCCAGGGUAACAUCGGCGACCUGAACAGGAGGAUCACUGACCUGAAGAUGGAGGGCGGCGGACCCGCCCGUCAGACGAGUCUUUCCGACCUGCAGCUCAGGCUUCAACCUCUGAGCGAGCCACGAAGGGACAGCAAUAGCACCGUAAGCACUUAUUACGGCAGUAUGAAGUCCACGGACUUCGGUAGCAGGAGAAGCAGCCAAGCCAGCGGGGUCAGCGCCGUUAGAAUGGGUCCGACCGGGCCUGGAAGCUUUUACGACCCCAUUAGUCCAGGGACAUCGAGGAGGAGCAGUCAGAUGAGCACCACUUCCGGCAGAAUGAACCCUCCCAGUCACCUUCAGGGUCCCUACUCGACGAGCAAUCUUGUCGUCCAGACGCAGAAUAUGUCUCUGCAGGGCAUUCAGGGUAUGCCAGGAGAUUGGAACGGUCCAAGUGGUCACUGCACUCAACCGUCCGGUGAUCGUCGCAUGUCGGAACCUACUAGGGGUCACCAGACCCAAAGGAAUUCACCGCCUGUGCCACCAAGGCCAAGAUCAGCUCAGCUUCUGGAGCAUCACCCUAAUCAAGAAGUCAUUCUGGACGAGGUUGGAGAAGGCGAAAUGGUGGAGAAUAAGCUGGUUAUUCCUGAUGAGAUGAUGCAGUACUUGAACCAAGUUCAGGCUGGAGGGACUCAGAUCAACUGUCGCAGCAGUCCCUUACCUAUUUGUCAGUCACCGAUCUGCACCAAUCCCUUGCACUACCAACGUCAGAUGCAGCCUACCUGCAAUUACAGCCAGUCCCAUCAACAGAUCUGCUAUCCCCAACCGCAACCCGCUCAACCGACUUGCACGAAUUACCAGAAUACUUCUCCGUCCCCGUACAACCAGUGUCCCAGCUCUAGACCUCCACAGCCCAGCUCGCAAUACUGUCCUCCACCCACUUAUCCGUCGCAACCGAACGGCGGCCAAGUCCUGAGUCCAGCAGCGGGUCAAGUCAUGUCACCAGGAUCUCACUAUGCUCCCAGUCACAUCAGCGACCAGCCUCUAACGUCACCAGCAGCUGGUGCCUUGGCACCCCCGCACCCUCCGCAGAAUCUUCCGCAGAAUUCCGCGCAAUUAACCAGGAACUGUCCUCAGAACCACAUGCAUCACGGCUACUACCCCAGCUACAGUUGCCAAGGACAACUGAGCGCGAACUGCACGGGAAAUACAAACGGUCAGGUGAACCACCACGCGAGUCCUCCUUGCGCUCCGCCGAAUCACAGCGCCAUGACUCAACAGCAGUGCGUGCAGAUGCGCGCAACAGGCAACUGUCAGCAACUGUCCCCGCACUGCACUCAACAACCAGCUAUACCUAAUCCGACGACCAUGAGCCACCCCAGUACCCAAUGCGGUCAAGUGGCCAGUCAGUGUACCAGGCCGAUGGUUACCCCCAAUGGUCAGGUGUCGAACUUACACUCUGCUCAGCAGACCACAGUGUCUAAUCAGUGUGGCCAGAUGUCGCCGCACUGUUCUCAGUUGAACAUGAACAACCAGGCCAAGCCGAUUGCAAACAUGACCAGUCUCCAGGGCUGUCAGCAACAGGCCCAACAGCAAACUACUCCCUGCCUGCAAAUGACCAAUUGUGCUCACCCCAACGGUGGUCACAGGCAAGUCACAGACACUGCUCUGCCCAAGCGGACGUCUCCGCAGUUGUGCACUGCUCAACAGACCAACUGCAGAAUGCAACAGCAGCAACAUACUUGUACGCACAAUUGUCAAGCUCGGAGCAACCCUCCGAGUCAUCAGCAGUAUAACUGUAACUGUCAAUGGGGCUACGGUGGCGACCAAUGUUAUCACGAGCAAGCCGGUGCUGCCAUGCCGGAGAUCCAAUGCAGAGACAUCAGUCAGUCACAGCAAGGGUCUCCGAUGAAGCCACCGCAAGGUAUGAGACAGGACUCGUACAGGAGGACACUGGAAUACGUGCAACAGUGCAGAAACUGGUCUGGGAACGCUCAGACCCACGAGACGAACGUUUCCAGUUCCACUCACCCGAUGUCGCUGCCGCAGCCUCUGCCGUCUAGCGCCAACAUGGUGGUGAACGACAUGACUUCGUCUCUGAGCUCGUUGCUCGAGGAGAACAGAUACUUACAGAUGAUUCAGUGAAUCUCGCGUUACGAAUAUAUAGAAAUAUACCUACAGAUAUAUUUUCUAUUGUACUUUUUUUGAUACUAACGUUUAAAUAAGCGCGCGGAACGCGUCGCGCGCGUAGAGGGCGACCCGAGCGUUCUGUAUUUUUGAUAAAGACCAGAGGUUUUACUAUUUCCCUCCUUUCAGUAGGAACGAGCGUAUUUUCUACUUGUUAAGU
Eufriesea mexicana is the source of this 4112-nucleotide messenger RNA. RefSeq names its product transcriptional activator cubitus interruptus (gene ci). Lineage: Eukaryota; Metazoa; Arthropoda; Insecta; Hymenoptera; Apidae. Gene Ontology annotation, biological process: regulation of transcription by RNA polymerase II. Gene Ontology annotation, molecular function: RNA polymerase II cis-regulatory region sequence-specific DNA binding; DNA-binding transcription factor activity, RNA polymerase II-specific. The coding region runs from base 20 to 3910 and encodes 1296 amino acids. Gene Ontology annotation, cellular component: nucleus. The transcript has 11 exons. The record is from RefSeq and is a predicted model, not a curated record.